AUGCAACUCACUACUUUCCUCCCCGUCGCCCUCCUCUCCUCCCUGAGCUUCACCUCUGCUCUUCCUUCUCGCCGUUAUGGCACUGCUGCCUCUCCUGGUGGCACUCCUCCCAGCUUGAACUGGCAGGUCACCAACUUCACAACCGGCUGCUCUCCCGCUGCUUGCACUUACGACUUCAAUAUCUUCGGCGCUGCCACUCCCAACACCCCCGGCUUCAACACCACCUGCUCUGGAAACGACACAGAAGACGUCAACGCCUGCAAUCUCGUCAAUAUCACAACUACCCUGACCCCCAAGGGUAACCAGCACUGGAAUCUCGAAGUCAACCACUACUGGACUCAGGGAAUUCCCCCCAACGGCGCCGAGUUCUGGGCUAAGGGCAAUGCCAACAUCACCACCCCGAUUGCCAGAUUCACCGUCCCGGUGACUGAGGAACGGAAGUCAACACUCAACUCCAUUCAUCUUCAGCAAGGGGCUCUGCAGUUUUACAGUCUUAUCAUCCAUCAUUGGCUGUACCCAUUUAUUUAUAUCGCAAGUCACACGGCAUCAAUCUAUCUACCUCACAGUGUCUUAUUGUCUGAUCUUCCAACUUACCCCGACUUAACCAACACAACCCACACGCUGACAUGCCGCCUUGCUUGGCUUCUUGUGCAAAUGCAGGCGUCGAUCCUCCGACAAAUCGUUGCUGGUCCAAGACUGCAACAUCCCGAAGCUGGCUUGGAUCUUUGCUACGUCACUGAUAACAUCAUAGCAACGUCGGGUCCAUCCUCGAAUUAUCCUCAGCGGGCUUACCGUAAUCCUCUGGAUGCCUUGGUGAACUUUCUGGACUCGAAACAUGAUAGAGAUUGGUGCAUCUGGGAAUUCCGUGCCGAAGGCACUGGAUACCCCGACUCGGAGGUUUAUGGGCGAAUCCACCACUACCCCUGGCCGGACCAUCACCCACCGCCCUUUGCGCUCAUCCCCGCGAUGAUGGGGAGUAUGCGGAACUGGUUAAAUCGACUCGACGAAAAGGACGGUGAGGAGGAACCAAAGGACAAAGGGAAGAGAGUAGCCGUCGUGCAUUGCAAGGCCGGCAAGGGGCGCAGUGGGACAGUUGCAUGCAGCUACUUGAUCAGCCAGGAGGGGUGGAAAUUAGAAGAUGCGCUUCAGCGAUUUACAGAGCGGCGAAUGAGGGUUGGAUUCGGUGCUGGCGUGAGCAUCCCAAGUCAGCUACGAUGGGUGAGAUAUGUGGAUCGCUGGGCGAACCAUUUGGAAAAGAAGUACGUGGAACGGCCGGUGGAGAUUCUCGAACUGCACGUUUGGGGCCUGAAAGAUGGCGUCAAGGUUGCAGUGGAGGGUUUUGUCGAUGAGGGCAAGACAAUCAAAUGCUUCCACCUGUUCCAUCGCAGUGAGCGGACAGUGGUUGACCGCGCAAAGACCUUCUCUUCGGAAAAGAAUGACGAGAAUGGCAACAACAAUUCCACGGAGCUGUUGUCAGAUACAUCGGGCUCUUCUACUGCCGCCACCCCCAGAUCUACAACAGAUCCCACCGUUACAACGCCAGUCUUAUCUAGGCAGCCGAGCAAGCGGAUCACAGGCAUGAUUUUACGACCUAGCAAACCACUCAUCAUACCAUCGUCCGAUGUGAACAUUGACUUUGAACGACGCAGCAAAGCGCCGUAUACUGGAUUUGCAAUGGUGACCUCAAUCGCACACAUCUGGUUCAACCCUUACUUUGAAGGCGGAGACAAGUAUGACUCGGGCGUCUUCGAAGCAGAGUGGGAAGCCAUGGACGGUAUCAAAGGAAGUACCAAAAAGGGCGUCCGGGCACUAGACCGACUAAAGGUCGUCUGGCGAUACCCACCUCCAUCCCAGCUCGGCCUGGAAGAACCAGGCAAGGAAGAGGGCGCACCAGUCCUCGGAAAACCCAUCAAUGUGCCCAAGCCAGGCGAGCCCAUCCCCGAAAGCCAUCCGGCCGAUUGGCAUCUCAAAGACGCGCAGCAUGACCCGGAACGACCCGUAGACGGCCUCCGGGAUCAAGAAAACAUCCCCACCCGAAUCGCAGAGGGGAAAGAACACCAGCCAGAUCUCAAAGGGUUGACAUCGGAAUCGGAGCACCCGAUCCGCACGGGCGUCAGCACUACUGCCGCUACUGCAGCGUCAGCCACAGCGCAAUCAAUCCAGGACCUAGGAAAAGAACUAGGACUCCGGAAACAGACAGUCGAGAGUAAAGACGUCAGUCUCGCUAACAGCGAAGACGAAGCACGGCCCCCAUCAAUCCACAAAAAGAAACUCGACAAAAAGCCCACCGAAGCCCAACCAGAUCCGGAACCCACGAAAGAAGAGGAUGAUACAAACGGGGAUCUCGAAGGCGUGCAGCCUUAUUUCGAAAACAAAGGAAAUGGCGAAGGAUCGUCGGGUGACAACACUAGUGAUAAUGCACCUAAGAAGUCAUAG
Messenger RNA from Aspergillus wentii DTO 134E9, 2436 nucleotides. Its product is annotated as putative phosphatidylinositol-3,4,5-trisphosphate 3-phosphatase. The record is from RefSeq and is a predicted model, not a curated record. The transcript is spliced from 4 exons. Gene Ontology annotation, cellular component: cytosol; cell projection; nucleus. Gene Ontology annotation, molecular function: protein tyrosine/serine/threonine phosphatase activity; phosphatidylinositol-3,4,5-trisphosphate 3-phosphatase activity; protein tyrosine phosphatase activity. Gene Ontology annotation, biological process: regulation of phosphatidylinositol 3-kinase/protein kinase B signal transduction; phosphatidylinositol 3-kinase/protein kinase B signal transduction; cell motility. Bases 1 to 2436 code for a protein of 811 amino acids. NCBI's taxonomy places the organism in Eukaryota, Fungi, Ascomycota, Eurotiomycetes, Eurotiales, Aspergillaceae.